Molecule: messenger RNA, 1935 nt
Organism: Danio aesculapii
Lineage: Eukaryota; Metazoa; Chordata; Actinopteri; Cypriniformes; Danionidae
Gene: pip5k1ab
Product: phosphatidylinositol-4-phosphate 5-kinase, type I, alpha, b
Exons: 17
Coding region: 106-1716 (536 amino acids)
Biological process (GO): phosphatidylinositol metabolic process
Molecular function (GO): phosphatidylinositol kinase activity
Source: RefSeq, a predicted model, not a curated record
GCGUCCGCUUGUCCAACCGACACGGGCUUAUCUGCCCCUCCAGAUCUGAGGACUCCGUUUUGGAGGCUGUUGUCCUCUGGGAGAGGGUCCAGCGGAGUUCGAAAGAUGACUAUUACAGAGGGGCCGGGAUCAUCUCAAAGUAUGAAGAAAACCAUUGGUCACAGAGGAGUUGAUCCUACUGGAGAAACGACAUACAAAAAGACGACCUCCUCUGCCCUGAAAGGUGCCAUCCAGCUGGGUAUCGCACAUACAGUGGGGAGCCUCAGUCAGAAAGCAGAGAGAGAUGUCCUAAUGCAGGACUUCUAUGUAGUAGAGAGCAUCUUCUUCCCCAGUGAAGGAAGUAAUUUGACUCCAGCACAUCACCAUGGUGACUUCAGGUUUAAGACCUACGCCCCCAUUGCCUUCCGUUAUUUCCGAGAACUCUUUGGCAUUCGGCCUGAUGACUAUCUGUACUCGCUGUGUAACGAUCCCUUGAUCGAACUGUCCAAUCCUGGAGCAAGCGGAUCCAUAUUUUAUGUGACCAGCGAUGAUGAGUUUAUUAUUAAGACAGUCAUGCACAAAGAGGCAGAGUUCCUGCAGAAACUACUGCCUGGGUACUUCAUGAACCUGAAUCAGAACAAAAGAACGCUUCUUCCAAAGUUUUAUGGGUUGUAUUGCGUUCAGGCUGGUGGAAAGAACAUCCGUAUUGUUGUUAUGAAUAAUCUGUUGCCUCGCAGUGUGCCUAUGCACCUCAAAUAUGACCUGAAGGGCUCAACAUACAAGCGGCGUGCCUCUCCUAAAGAGAGAGACAAGAGUGUCCCCACUUACAAAGACCUAGAUUUCAUUCAGGACAUGCCAGAGGGCAUCCAGCUGGAGCCAGACAACUACAAUGCACUCUGCAAAACUAUCCAGCGGGACUGCCUGCUGCUGCAGAGCUUUAAGAUUAUGGACUACAGUCUAUUGGUGGGGGUCCAUAAUACAGAUCUGGCAUCUCGAGAGCGAGCAGGGGUAGUGGAGGGUGGUGGAUCUGAGGGGACCGUGACACCAGACCACAGGAGACCACAGAUUCAAAAAGCACUGUACAGCACCGCUAUGGAGUCCAUACAGGGAGAGGCCAAAGGGAAAGGAACCCUGGAAACAGAGGACCAAUGGGGAGGAAUCCCAGCACGCAACAGUAGAGGAGAGAGAAUAUUGGUCUAUAUUGGGAUCAUUGACAUAUUGCAGUCAUACAGAUUUAUCAAAAAACUAGAGCAUUCCUGGAAGGCCUUGGUUCAUGAUGGGGAUACAGUCUCUGUACAUCGGCCUGGAUUCUAUGCUGAACGGUUCCAGCGUUUUAUGUGCAACACAGUUUUUAAGAAAACACUAAAAUCAUCUCCCUCAAAGAAGAGUCGAAGUGGCUGUUCGAGUGUUGUGAGACGCCUUCCGAUGGGAAGCACUGCUUCUGCCCCCGGCAGUCAGACAGUUGCUGAUGCUAGACUUGUGUACCGUACUCACCUUAACCAGUCUGAUUUAGAAGGAGAGAGCGGCAUGCCGUCAGACAGACCGGACCUGCUUCCACAAACUGAUCCACUGGCUGGAAGCUCCAGUGAGUUUGCUGCCACUAAUGUGUCCUGCUCUUCACCGAGCAGCACAAGAAUGACAUCGUCUUCACCUCCUCAAAGGUCAGUAGGUGUGGAAGUGCAUAAAUCUGCAGUCACAGAGCCUGAACAACAGCGCCCUCCACAGCACUGGAGCUGAAUGCUUAGAUGAGCAGUUAAGCAUUGAAGAUGCGAUUUCACUCAAAGACAUCAUCCCAGAAACAGACAUUUGUUUUUAAGAGCAGAACGAGGACAGAGGAUGGUGAAGAAGAGCGUUAUAUCAGAGAUGGAGACACAGAAGCCCGCUUCUGAGUGCUUGUAUGGUGGGGGUUUUCUGUCAUUCGGAGCUUCGGAAGAACUCCAGGUUCUCUCACAGCAC